AUGUCUUUGCGGAUUGUAUUCCUUCUCUCAGCGAUCUCUUGCCUUUCCUUAGCGGGUCGUUGUAAAUGGCGAUAUCGUGAAAGCAGAGUAAAUGAACAAGUGAUAAGACAACCGCGAGUGUCGCGAAAUUGCCGUGGACGAGUAUCACUAGCAGGUGAAGAAUACUGGUCAUCUGUUGGUUACGAUGGUAGAUUGAGGGAAGGACGCACCACAGGCGACUUUCUCACAGUGCCUCAUACUGGUGGCGGACAAGUACGAGAUGGUUGGGUGGCUUAUUGGUAUACUCCAUAA
Cylicostephanus goldi is the source of this 291-nucleotide messenger RNA. The record is from the annotation of a GenBank genome assembly. Lineage: Eukaryota; Metazoa; Nematoda; Chromadorea; Rhabditida; Strongylidae.